Malassezia pachydermatis is the source of this 1098-nucleotide messenger RNA. RefSeq names its product metallo-beta-lactamase family protein. The record is from RefSeq and is a predicted model, not a curated record. Lineage: Eukaryota; Fungi; Basidiomycota; Malasseziomycetes; Malasseziales; Malasseziaceae. The coding region runs from base 1 to 1098 and encodes 365 amino acids. The transcript has 2 exons.
AUGUCGUGGACGACAGCGACGCCGCCGCCGCCGUCGAAAUGGCUUGACCGUGUCGUGUUCCUCGGCACGGGAACCAGCUCACAAGUGCCUAGUAUCCACUGCCUAACCUCUCCUGGAUCUCACUGUGCUACGUGCCACGAUGCGGUGAAGCCAGGUAGUAAGAACCGCCGCUUCAAUACGUCUGUCGUUGUAGUGGGCAGCGAUCCUGCCGAGCCGGGGAGCGAGGCCACGAUCCUUAUUGACUGUGGCAAGUCCUUUUAUGAAUCAGCUUUGCAAUACUUUCCCCAACAUGGACUACGUCGGAUUGAUGCUGUGCUGCUUACGCACGGACAUGCCGAUGCCAUCUUGGGCCUGGACGAUUUGCGGAGUUGGACCAUGGGGGGAUGCAUUCAAUCCCAUGUGGAUGUAUAUCUCACACCGGAAUGCAUGACUACGGUACGGUCCACAUUUCCGUACCUUGUAGACAAGUCUUUUGCUACGGGUGGGGGCGACGUGGGUGCCCUACGUUGGCAUCUCAUUGACUCGUCCACACCUUUCCGUGUGGGACCCAUGCAGGCCCUUGUCACGCCCUUGCCUGUAGAGCAUGGGUUUUCUAACGGGGGUCGCACACCUUUCGAAUGCCUAGGAUACCGUAUUGACGCAAUGAGCUACAUUAGUGACUGUCAUUAUAUCCCGCCGUCGACCAUGUCGCUGAUGCACGGUAGCAGCAUGGUGAUUUUAGAUGGACUGAAGAUGUCGCGCCAUGCUAGUCAUUACUCGAUCCCGCAGGCCAUCGAUUCUAUAUUGCAGCUGGCUCAAGACAGUCCCAAGGAGCUCUCUCUCACGUUUCUCACGGACUUGACGCAUCGCAUUGAACAUCAUGCCAUGGAAGCUGAGCUGCAGGAGUUCCUAGGUGGCAUGCGGGCCUGGCUCCACGCCCAACCUUCGCCGCCCACCGGUGCAUGGUGGCAUACAAUCUGGGAUGCGCCGCGGAAUGAAAAGACCGAGACGCUCGGCCUACGUCACAACUAUGGCAUGGCGGCGGCGCAUCCUCGUGUGCCUCCGAUGCACCUCGCUUGGGAUGGUCUGCAGAUCGAAUUUUGCAAGGCUACCACGUGA